Messenger RNA from Entelurus aequoreus (snake pipefish), 3615 nucleotides. RefSeq names its product prospero homeobox 3 (gene prox3). Gene Ontology annotation, cellular component: nucleus. Gene Ontology annotation, molecular function: RNA polymerase II cis-regulatory region sequence-specific DNA binding; DNA-binding transcription factor activity, RNA polymerase II-specific. The record is from RefSeq and is a predicted model, not a curated record. The transcript has 6 exons. NCBI's taxonomy places the organism in Eukaryota, Metazoa, Chordata, Actinopteri, Syngnathiformes, Syngnathidae. Gene Ontology annotation, biological process: regulation of transcription by RNA polymerase II. The coding region runs from base 252 to 2267 and encodes 671 amino acids.
CGGCAGCACUCCAGCGUGAUGAUGACAGGGUGGUGCCAGCCAGGGUAGAGAUUGGCUUGCAGAGUGAAGGGGGGGGGGGGGCUUGUGGAAUAACACCACAAUACAACACGCAGGAGCUGCAGCCACUCGGUGGUCUCCCGUAACCACCAUCAUCAUCACCACCACCAUCAUCAUCCCGGGUGCCAGCUGAGGACAGUCGCACGGGGAGGAGAGCGCAGAAGCGGACACCUGAGUUGGAGCGCCGCAGCCAAAUGAUGGACUCCCCCUCAGACCUCUUCGACGACUCCGCUGGGCAGCUCCACCAGCUUGCUCCCCCACUACGCUCCUCAGACCUGCUCGGUGGUUUUCCAGGCGGAGGUCGGCCACCGCUGACCGCCUUCAGACCACCCAGCUUCCCAUUGAUCCAGCAGCACCUCAUCCAACCUCAUGGGGCUCCGAGAAGGACCGGGGGUCCUCACCACGCACAAAACCCGCCACUGGCUUUACUCAGGGGGGAGGAGAGAAAACCGGAUGAAGACCGGGAUUUGGUGGCAAAUGAUGACCAGGUUAGAAAGCGACCUACCACCGAGUGGAGUCAAGACCUGGCGAGGGUGAAGAGGAUGAAGCUCGAUGGUAGAACGGAGGAAGGGGAGGCGAGGCGAGGUGAAGGAGGCAGGGAGCUGAGGAAAAGAAGGAAGGAGGAGCUAAAGGAGCAGCUGGAGGAGGCGAGAGAGAGACUCCAGGCCCUGCAGGAGAAAGUGCUGAUGGCCUUUGGGGAAAAGAACAUGGAGGAGGAGGAGAGAAUGUUUGAUGAAGAGGAGGACGAUGGCGCAGGAGGGCUCACACUUCUCUCCACGUCUCCUUUUUCUAACUUCGACAGGCCGAGAGAAGAGAAGCAGAAAAACAAAGCAAAGGCGGAGACAGGAAGUGGCGGAGUGAUGGAGGGGGUGGGGCUGUGGCUGGACUGGGACGGAGACAUGGAAGACGAGGACGACGACGGGGGGCAGAGGUUCGCCCAGGCUUUGAAGCUGCAGCUGGGCAGCGCAGUGGCAAGGGUCAUCGACCGCGUCCUGCGCCUUUACACCGACACGUCCGAUUCCAGGCCUUCCUCCCCUCCGGCCGCCAUCUCCUUCCUCCCGUCGGGGGCGGCGGAGGGCGGGCCAGGGGACAAGGGGGUGUGGCUGGGACUCUUAGCCAGAGUGGAGGAUGAGGUCGGAGGUCAGGAGGAGAGGCCUGCGGGGAGGAAGGAUGAUGAAAGAGAGAAACAGAGAACGAGAACCUUGCCUCCGCCGUGCAGCGAGCAGACAGAUGUGGCGUUGCCGUUGGUCACUCAAAAGUCACCUGGCUUCCACAAGGCCCGCCCACUUCCUGGCCCACCUUUGUCCAACCAGGCAAACCUCUCCCUGCAUCACCCCUCCUUGCCUCGCCCCCCGCUUCUCUCCCAUCCUCUCUUGCACCCAGCGUCCCAAUCCAAGGACCCUUCCUCAUCUUCCUCCUCCUUUCCCCCUCCCCCUCCCCCUCUGCCCCUCCCACUCAUCCAUUACUCCAUGCAGCAGCUCUUCUCCCGCUCCCUCCACCACCCACAGAUGCCCCAUCUUCCGGCGUCCCGCAAGGACUUCCUCAACUCUGACCCCUUCUUGGAGUUCCACUCGCAUCCCUCCUUCCCCCCGCUGCCCCUGCUGGGUCACCUGGGCCCCGCCCUCGUACGCGGCGGCAGGGAGCGGGAGCGGGGGGUCCGGGGAGGUGGAGGGAUGGACGGAGGAGAUCUUUACUUGGCUGCUGGAGGAACCCAGGAGGGCUUGUCUCCUUGCCACCUGAAGAAAGCCAAACUCAUGUUCUUCUACGCUCGCUAUCCCAGCUCCAACACACUCAAGACGUACUUCCCGGAUGUCAAGUUUAAUCGCUGCGUGACCUCCCAGAUGAUUAAAUGGUUCAGCAACUUCAGAGAGUUCUUCUACAUCCAGAUGGAGCGUUUUGCAAGGCAGGCUGUCCGAGAAGCCCUCGCACGGGAUGGGGCCCCCUGCCUGGGCAGAGAGAGCCAGCUGCGAGUGGGCCGGGACACAGAACUGUAUCGAAUACUGAACAUGCACUACAAUAAAAGUAACAUCUACCAGGUCCCAGAAAGGUUUAUCGAGGUCUCCGAAGUGGCCCUGAGGGAGUUCUACUCUGCCAUUUGGACCGGGAGAGACAGCGACCCCUGCUGGAAGAAAGGAAUAUACAAAAUUAUCUGUAAACUUGACAGUGGCGUGCCAGAUGCCUUCAGAUUACCUGGUUGUCCAGUUGGCUGAGCAGACCAUUGUUAAUACAACCUAUUAGCACACAUGCUGCACUGGCGAUGAGACAGGUUGUUUACACAUGUGAUCAUGCACAUGCUUUACUCUUUUUAAUCUUCUUUAUUAACGUCUGGGAGACUCUCCAGUUUAGUGUGAACUCUUUAUCUUCAUUUUUGUAUUCUUUCGCAAAAUAUUUGAAAUGUAGACAUGAUCCAAAAACACACAAACACACACCUUAAAACACUGCAAAUUAAAAAUACUGCAAACAGGGGUCCCCAAACUACGGCCCGCGGGCCGGAUACAGCCCACCAGAGUCCAAAAUCCAGCCCGCGGAAGUUAAAAAAAGUUUUUUUUAAAUAUAUAUAUAUGUGUGUUUUUUUUAAUUAUUCUUUUUUAAAAAUCUGUCCUUUCUAAACGAUUUUCUACCGUUUGUUACUCUCGGUGUCUCCUAGCCGCUCAGGCAAAUCAUAAUGUCUAGAAAUGCAUUUUUCCAUCGAAUACAUGACAUCAUCGCAUUCGCGGCGCAGCAAGUGCGCGCUUUUUCAGUAUCUAUCUAUCUAUCUAAAAUAUAAACGGAAUACAAUGAUUUGCAAAUCCUUUUCAACCCAUAUUCAAUUGAAUGCACUACAAAGAGAAGAUAUUUGAUGUUCAAACUCAAACUUUUAUUUUUUUUUUGCAAAUAAUAAUUAACUUAGAAUUUCAUGGCUGCAACACGUGCCAAAGUAGUUGGGAAAGGGCAUGUUCAUCACUGUGUUACAUGGCCUUUCCUUUUAACAACACUCAGUAAACGUUUGGGAACUGAGGAGACACAUUUUUUAAGCUUCUCAGGUGGAAUUCUUUCCCAUUCUUGCUUGAUGUACAGCUUAAGUUGUUCAACAGUCCGGGGGUCUCCGUUGUGGUAUUUUAGGCUUCAUAAUGCGCCACACAUUUUCAAUGGGAGACAGGUCUGGACUACAGGCAGGCCAGUCUAGUACCCGCACUCUUUUACUAUGAAGCCAGGUUGAUGUAACACGUGGCUUGGCAUUCUUGCUGAAAUAAGCAGGGGCGUCCCUGGUAACGUUGCUUGGAUGGCAACAUAUGUUGCUCCAAAACCUGUAUGUUCCUUUCAGCACUAAUGGUGCCUUCACAGAUGUGUAAGUUACCCAUGUCUUGGGCACUAAUACACCCCCAUACCAUCACAGAUGCUGGCUUUUCAACUUUGCGCCUAUAACAAUCCGGAUGGUUUGGAACAUCAAAUAUGUUGUCUUUGUAGCAUAUUCAACUGAAUAUGGGUUGAAAAUGAUUUGAAAAUCAUUGUAUACCGUUUAUAUUUACAUCUAACACAAUUUCCCAACUCAUAUAGAAGCGGGGUUUGUAUAUAUAU